UUCAUGGACGAUUCGACGCUCGUCCCCGGCGCCUCGCGGGACACUCAAGCGCGCUCUCGUGUGGGCGAGCGCGCACUCGUGCUGACUUUCGGGGAGUCUCGUCCAAACUUUGUCCCUGCCGCGACAGCAGCGGGACGGGACGCCGCUGGGCUCGGGCUCGACGUUCGGUUCUGGUGGGCUCCAGCCCGCCGCCCACGCCGCCCAUGCCGCCGGUGUGCCUCCGACCCCCGAGGAGGAGCGGAGGAAGCAUGAGGCGGAGUCGUCCGGACUGGGGGAGUCCUCGUCCUCGUCCUCGUCCGAAGCUGCUAACGGGAAGCUAAGCUAAAGCUAACCAAGUGUUCGGCGGCCUUUGAAGACAAAAAAGGACGACAACAACAAGAACAACAACCAAAAGCUCAAGUUGAAAAGUCGCCGUCGGCGGUCUUCCCGGCGACACCAAACAUGGACGACGUGGACUCGCUGCCCGGCGGCCCGGCGGAGCGCUUCCUGGCGGCCGGCGUGUGUCAGCAGCAGGGCUGGGUCCGCGUUCACGAGGUGAAUGGUCCGGCAGCCCACCGACUGUCGUGUGGCCAGAGUCCAUUUUUGUGCGUGUGGGAGAAGAAGUUGUGCGUGUUGACGGACAGCCAGCUGCUGCUCCUCGGCAAGGAUGAGCAGAACACGUGCGAGGCUGCGGAGAAAUCGUCGGACGCUGCCGAUGCGCGGAACCUCCGCAGGACCGUCAGCGUCCCCGCUGAGGGACAGUUCCCUGACUUUCCACCAGAGGGCGCCGCCGUGUUAGACGGGUCGUGCGAGCGAUCUGCGAGGAGGCGGAGCGUCCCGGGCGCGGCGAGCUCAGAAAAGACGGUCGCCGCGGAGGCGCCCUGCAGCUCGUCGCCGUUCCGAGUGCCCGGUUUCUUCAGCAAGCGUCUGAAAGGUUCCAUCAAGAGGACCAAAAGUCAAAACAAACUGGACCGGAACAGCAGCUUGCAACUUCCUGUUUUGAGAACUGCUGACACGGACAGGUCUCACGGACAUCCUCGGCCGAAGGAGUCGACGUCACGCCGGUCUCCUCCGGAGGCCACGGCCCUCAGCGUGGAGGACGGCGUGACGGUCAGGCCUCUGCACAGCAGCGUUCUGGGACGGGACUUCUGCUUCGAGGUGACCUACUCGGGCGGCACCAAGUGCUUCAGCUGCUCAUCGGCGUCGGAGCGAGACAAGUGGCUGGAGAACCUGAGGAGGAGCGUGCAGCCCAACAAGGACAAUUGCCGACGGGCGGAGCAUCUCCUGUGGCUGUGGAUCGUCGAGGCUAAAGACCUGCCCCCCAAGAAGACUUACUUCUGCGAGCUGUGCCUGGACGACGUGCUGUACGCGCGCACCACCGGCGAGGCCCGCGGGGACGGCCCGUUCUGGGGCGAGCGCUUCCUGCUGGCCGACCUCCCCGCCGUGCGCAGCCUCACCGUGCACGUCUACCGGGACGCCGACAAGAAGAAGAAGAAGAAGGACAACAACAACUACGUGGGCCUGGUCAACAUCCCCGCGGCCGCCGUGAGCGGACGGCAGUUUGUGGAGAAGUGGUACCCGCUGAGCACGCCGGCCGCCGCCAAGGCCAAAGGGGGCGGCCCGUCCCUGCGCUUGAAGCUGCGUUUUCAGACCGUCGCCGUGCUGCCGGUGGAGCAGUACAAGGAGUUCGCAGAGUACGUCACCAACGCGUACGGGACGCUGUGCGCCGCGCUCGAGCCCGUCAUCGGCGUCAAGAACAAGGAGGACGUGGCCGCCGCCCUCGUGCGCAUCCUGCACAGCACCGGCACGGCGAAGGAGUUCCUGGGCGACGCGGUGAUGUCGGAGGUGGAGCGCUGCAGCGAGCACGACGUCCUCCUCUUCAGGGAGAACACGCUGGCCGCCAAGGCCACGGAGGAGUACCUCAAACUGGUCGGGCGCGAGUAUCUGCACGACGCGCUGGGCGACUUCGUCAAAGCCUUGUUCGAGUCGGACGAGGACUGCGAGGUGGAUCCCGCCCGCUGUUCCGCCGGCGACCUGGCGGAACAUCAAAGCAACUUGAAGAUGUGCUGCGAGCUGGCCUUCUGCAAGAUCAUCAACUCCUACUGCGUGUUCCCUCGCGAGUUGAAGGAAGUGUUUUCGUCGUGGCGCCGGCGCUGCGAGGCGGCCGGUCACCGGGCGGACAUCGGCGAUCGUCUGAUCGGCUCCUCGCUCUUCCUGCGCUUCCUGUGUCCCGCCAUCAUGUCGCCGUCGCUCUUCCAGCUGGCGCGGGAAUAUCCCGACGAGCGCACGUGCCGGACGCUCACGCUCAUCGCCAAAGUCAUCCAGAACCUUGCCAACUUCACCAAGUUCGGCGACAAGGAGGAGUACAUGGCCUUCAUGAACGACUUCCUGGAGCGCGAGCGGGCGGGGAUGACGCGGUUCCUGUCGGAAAUCUCCGACCCGGAAACGCCGCCCGGCGCGCCGGGAUUCGCCGGAUACGUGGACCUCGGGAGGGAGCUGGCGCUGCUGCACGCGCUUCUGGCCGAUGUGGUCGCGCAGCUCGACGAGCGUGAAAAUUCCUUCCUGCAGGCCACGCUCGCCAAGCUGGGCCCGCUGCCGAGGAUUCUGGGAGAUAUUUCUCGCGGCCUGGCCGCGCCCGAUCCCCCCCGGCGACCGCCGGGCCGCUUCCGCGACCGACGUAGCUCCGCCCACGACAUCGGCGCCGGCCUGUCGUCCGGCUUGCGCCGAAUCUUCCGGGAGACUGCGGACGGUGUUUCGUCUCCCGACGCGGAUCAGACGGCGGUCGUCGCGCAAGGGCCGCCGGGCCCCCUGCCGUCCCCUCGGCAGCCUUUCUACGACCGCGCCCGUUUGGCGCCCGAGGCCGCCGCGCCGGCGUGCGGGCGCAGCGUCUCCCUGGUGGACCUGCAGGACCCGGCCCGGGGCCCCGAGCCGGGGCGGGGCCCUCGGUCGUCUGUCGGACCCGCGCGAGCGCCGCCCGCAGACGCCCAACCCCAGAGCGCCCCGCAGGUGCGCCGCCCAUUGGCUCCGCCCAUCAAGCAGCAAAGCAGCCUGCAGCCGCUCUCCUUCCACAACCCCGCCUACCAGCUUGCCGGCUCCUCCCACCAGCUCAGUAGCCCCGCCCACUCGCCGCAGGACUCCAGCACCGGCAGCUCCCGCAGCAGCGGCCGGGCGGGGCACCGCCCGCCGCCCGUCGCCGUGCCGCGCCAUUCUGCCGCCGCGGGCACCGCCCACAUCGUCAAGGUAGAGCAGCACAGUCGGGCGGCAGGUGGGGCCAACUCGGAGACCGUGCCCGCCUGCAACCAAACCUCGCCCGAGGAGCAGUGUGUCAAACGUGUCAUCUCGCCUGUGGAGCGAACGGCGGCCUGGGUGCUCGGCAACGGACAAUAUCACCACGACCGCCGAGGGGAGCGGAAAGACGCCGAGGGACUCGGCCCAGAGGAGGGAGGAUGUUCCGACGAGUACAAGCAGGAAGUGUGCCAUCUGAAGGAUCUCCUGCGCGCAUCCUGUCGCCGCCUAGAGGAGUACGAGCGCCGCCUGCUGGCGCAAGAAGUCAACAUCGGCCACAUGCACACCGAGUACAAAACGCGGCUGGACGCCAGCGAGGAACGCCGCCGACGAGAGCGACACGACAAACAACAACAGAUCGACGACAUCCUCUGCAGGUUGCUGGCGGUGGAAGACGAGCUAAAGCGUGAGCACGCCGAGAUGCAAGCGGUGAUUGAAAGCAAACAGGAAGUCAUUGACGCACAGGAGCAGCGAAUCUCGUGUCUGGACGCUACCAACGCUCGCCUGAUGGCGGCGCUGACGCAGGUGAAGGAUCGCUGCGGCUCGGCUAACCCGCGCAAUCCCACCAAGCUGUCCAUCACCGAGAACGGAGAGUUCAAGAACAGCAGCUGCUGAUUGGCCGGGGGCCGAGGCAGGCGCGGGGCCGAGACCGUACAUACUCCGGUGCUCGGGCGUGCUUGCCAAUGUGUGUGAAACAAAACUUUUGUAAUUUUUCCAAGGUUUUUAUGUAAAUUGUUGUCACGCUUUAAUUUUCGUUGAGCCCAGUGUGUCGUUCCUAAUAAAAAGUGCCAGUAAGGGAA
Molecule: messenger RNA, 4064 nt
Organism: Phyllopteryx taeniolatus (common seadragon)
Lineage: Eukaryota; Metazoa; Chordata; Actinopteri; Syngnathiformes; Syngnathidae
Gene: rasal2
Product: RAS protein activator like 2
Exons: 19
Coding region: 442-3879 (1145 amino acids)
Biological process (GO): regulation of GTPase activity
Source: RefSeq, a predicted model, not a curated record